GUUUUUCACGGGGAAUUGCUGUCAUGUGUCGCGUGCUAGUAAUGUGUUUUUAAAACAAAACAAUUCGCCAAAAAUCUAUUUCUCCCGAUAUCGUCCAAAAAAUGCCGAAAUUCCAACAUUUAGUCGUAGAUACUGCAGCGUUUGUGAAAAAUGAGCAGCUGCAGAACUACGCAGAGAACUGCUACACCGUACCGGGUGUGCUGGCAGAAAUCCGUAACAAUCGACAGAUUAAGAACCUGGCCGUGCUUCCCUACAAUCUGCAAGUGAAGAGUGCAGAUCCAGAUGUGCUGGCCAAAGUGGUAGCGGUAGCAAAGAAAACCGGUGACUAUGCUUCACUGUCGCUGGUCGAUCUGCAGGUGAUCGCGCUAACGUACGAACUGGAAACAUUGCACGUGGGCCGUGACCAUUUGCGCGAAGAACCGAUGCCCGCUAUCACGGUCACUGCCGACACGAAGCCAGCUGUUCUACAGGGUACGGAGAUGAUGAAAGGAUUCUAUGUUCCGUCGAAAAAGAGUGAAGAUGAUGCUGAAUCGCAACAAGAUGAUGAUGUUGCUUCAGAGUCCUUAAAUGACCACAAUGAAGCCCAGGAACGCGAGUCACUAUCCAAGCCAGAUUCGGAAACAGUUACAGAUGAACAGAAGGAAACUGAGCAUGAAUCAGCAAGCGAAGAGGAAAAUUUCGACGAUGAAAUAUGUGAAGAGGAGGAGGAGGAGGAAGAAGAUUUCGAGGGUGAAGGUGACGAUGCCGAAGACGACGAGGACGAUGAUAGCUGGAUAACACCGACCAAUAUCAAACAGGUCAAGCGUGACAUGGGAAUGGAUCUGCACGAAGAAGCAUCGACCACCGUGGCCUGCAUCACAACCGAUUAUGCGUUGCAAAACGUGUUGAAACAGAUCGGGUUGCAGGUGGCCGCACUUGACGGUCGCAUUAUCAAGCAGGUGCGCACGUACAUUUUGCGAUGUUACGCCUGCUUCAAAACCACACCGGACGCGACGAAAGUGUUCUGCCCGAACUGUGGCAACAAGACGCUAAAGAAGGUAGCCGUUAGCUUGGACGCUGAGGGCAAACAGAUUAUCCACAUCAACACCCGUCGACCGCUGACGGCCAAGUACAAAAAUCGUCCGAUUGCCAAGUUCGAGGGUGGCAAGUAUGCUACCAACCCGCUCCUGUUUGCCGAUCAACCACUGCCACAGCAGCGCGUUUCGGCAAAGGCACGGUCGAAAACGAAUGCGCUCGGGGAUGAUUAUACGGCUGGGUAUUCACCGUUCGUGAUGCGAGACAUCGAUUCACGUUCGGCCGUAUUGCGUGGAUCGUCCAAUUUGAAGCAGCGAAUGACCAACCUCACGUACGAUAACAAACGCCGGGGCUACAAAAAGUAGAGGAAAAAUAACUGGUGAAAGCCGGGUCGCAUUUCCAGUCGUUAAUAUUUGUACGGGGGUUAAGUAUAUGCUGCUAUCAAUUUCUGUUUUGUGACGGAAUUAUAAUAUGGUUCGGAAAGCGUUCAAUUUGAUCGCAAAGCGAAACUGUUGCAUCGAGUCGUGUAAUAAAUGAAUAUAAUACAAUACAAUAUCGCACUUAUUGAAUGUAAAAUCAUAUAAAACGGAAAGCUCUAUUGUGCUGACUGCAAAGCAAACUGAUCGAGGAGUUUUAGUACAAUUCCUCAGAUGUACUAAAACACGCUCAUCCUCUUUAUAAAAUACAAACA
Molecule: messenger RNA, 1705 nt
Organism: Anopheles stephensi (Asian malaria mosquito)
Lineage: Eukaryota; Metazoa; Arthropoda; Insecta; Diptera; Culicidae
Product: RNA-binding protein NOB1
Exons: 2
Coding region: 102-1379 (425 amino acids)
Biological process (GO): ribosomal small subunit biogenesis; maturation of SSU-rRNA
Cellular component (GO): preribosome, small subunit precursor
Molecular function (GO): RNA endonuclease activity
Source: RefSeq, a predicted model, not a curated record